Messenger RNA from Sphaeroforma arctica JP610, 1158 nucleotides. RefSeq lists its product as hypothetical. NCBI's taxonomy places the organism in Eukaryota, Ichthyosporea, Ichthyophonida. The record is from RefSeq and is a predicted model, not a curated record. Bases 111 to 1121 code for a protein of 336 amino acids. Gene Ontology annotation, cellular component: Golgi apparatus. Gene Ontology annotation, molecular function: antiporter activity; GDP-fucose transmembrane transporter activity. The transcript has 5 exons.
GUUGAGCAUUCUCAUACUUACGUGUAAGAUAUCAAGCCUAAAGACACGAAGAGAUUAGUUAUCGACGAGGUUGACUACAAUCUUGAUCCUCACCGUUUACACUUGACUACAUGGUUGCCCCCAAUAUGUCUCAGACUAUACACCGAAAGGACAGCGAGGUCGGCCCGACCAUGCGCCAACAGGGUCUGGCCGGCAUGUUCUAUGCCACUACUUCCUUCUCCAUCAUGUUCAUGAACAAGAUUGUGCUCACAUCAUACCACUUCCCAUCUUUCUUGUUUCUCGCGCUGUGCCAGUUUGUGGCCACAAUCUUCUGUCUGGAGGCCGGAAAAACGACAAAUUUGAUUACAUAUCCCGAUUUCGACAUGAAGCACUUUUGGAAGGUGUUCCCUCUACCUUUCAUCUUUAUGUUGAAUACGCUGACUGGCCUGGGCGGCACACAGAAGAUCAGUAUCCCAAUGUUCACGGUGCUUAGACGAUUCAGCAUUGUGUUCACUAUGAUUCUGGAAGGGUGGUUGCUAGGCAACGUAUCUUCCCGCAAUGUCAAGUUCUGUGUCUUCCUUAUGGUUUUUGGUGCUCUGGUGGCCGCAGUAGACGAUCUCUCGUUCGAUAUGGCGGGUUACACAUUUAUCAUGAUCAACAAUCUGGCAACAGCGGCUAAUGGCGUGGUAAUCAAGAAAAAGCUCGAGAGCAAGGAGCUGGGCACCUUCGGACUGAUGUACUACAAUACAUUGUUUUCGUUCCCCUUGCUGCUGUUCAUCUUUGUGUACCAGGGUGAGUGGGGCAGUGUAGUUGAGUUCGCCGACUGGGGUAACUUCUAUUUUCUCUUCUACUUUGUUGGUGCUUCGGUGAUGGGCUUUGUCCUCAACUUCUCCAUCUUCCACUGCACGAAGGUCAACUCUGCGCUAACGACCACCGUUAUUGGGUGCUUGAAGAAUGUGCUAUCAACAUACAUCGGUAUGGUUGCCCUACCCGAUUAUGUGUUCACAAUUGCCAAUUUCGCUGGUGUGAACGUCAGUAUCUUCGGGUCUCUACUUUACUCGUACGUCAAAUUCAAGGAGCAACAAACCGCAAAGGCCGGACCUGCGCUGCUACCCAUGACUAGAGAUAAUUCUCGGGAUUAAUUAUUAAGCAUUAAAGCAAAUCUAAAAUAGUAACGAG